Caenorhabditis auriculariae is the source of this 3614-nucleotide messenger RNA. The record is from the annotation of a GenBank genome assembly. Lineage: Eukaryota; Metazoa; Nematoda; Chromadorea; Rhabditida; Rhabditidae.
AUGCGCUUCAGGUAAAUAUUUACUGUUGGUUUGAUUUUUGUGAGGUUCUUUGUCCAUUUUUGAUUGGUGAAAGGGUAGCUUUUGAAUUUUUAAAAUUUAUUCAGGGAAAUAAUAAGAUUCUCCUUACAACUUUCUUCGUUUUGAUGUUUUUUUAGUACUGAUAGGGAUUUUUCAACCAAUAUUUUGUCUACUAAUUCUUAAUUUUUCAAAGUCUAUACUGAGUUUGUACACGAAAAGAUCAUUUUUCCCUGAAUUCGGGUUUUUUAGGCUUUUUUCUUGAAGUAUGAGUAUAGCCCGACGAAUUCGAGUUUUUUUGUCUUUUUUAGGACCAAUUUUCAAGUUUGUUUCAAGUUUUUUUUUUCUGUAAUUAUGGUCAGAAAAUAAGUUCGCAUAUUUUUAUUCGACAAUAUUUUAUUUUCUAUGAGUUCCAGCUUAAUAUUUACAUUGAUUUUAUUGUUUCCAAUUUUUUUGUGAUAGCUAAGGUCAAUAUUUAGUGGAUUUGAACUAUUUUUUUUUGCUUUUUAUUUUUGGGGUGCCUAGAAAAGUUCAUUUUUGGAAGAAUUAUUUUUUUUUAAUUCUUCGAUUUUUUUCGAUUUUUUUGACGGUAUGAAAUUUUUUUAUAUUAUUGUCUUAAACUUGUUAAGAACAGUUCGAAGUUUAAACUAAUAUUUUGCGAAAACUGAGCUUCUGAAAAAAAAUCUUGUAACUCUACCUCUGUGAAAAUAAAUUCGAUAAAAAAAUCCAGAAAAUACAUUUUAUUCAGACCUUACGAUGCUGCAAAAACGCAUUGUUUGAUUUUUGGAGCGAUUGUCCUUCAUUUUUUGACAUGACAGUGUCAAAGCGCGCGCCGGACCCGUCACGGUUUCCGCCUCCUUUGUCUGCAAAAAAUUGAGCUUUUUAUAGAGAUUUGACAGUUCUCGCUGGAUGCAUUUGUUUGCUCAUGGUCUUUGGAGAUCUGAUUUUUUUGGGAUUCCAAAUAAAUGAUGUGAAGCUUUGAACUUGGCCGCACUUGGGAUGGUUCAAAGCUUUGCGUUGAGCCAUUCCAAAUGCGACCAUACUGCACCAUGCAAGAGCUUAACAAGUUUUGGUGUCUCUAAUAAUUGAUAAUGACACAUGGCGCAAGCCUUUCCUAGUCGGAUGCAACUUAAAUUUGAGCCAUUCCAAAUGCGGCCGAGCAAAUGUACCUUGCCCUCAAAAUGGCUCAUUGCUCUACCUCUUAAUGAUGUCAAAAAGCGGAAGUCGUUACUAGUCGGAUGCGAAUUUAAUUUAAGACAAUCCAAGUGUCAGAACGAGAAAAAUUAAAAAAUUCACUCAAGUGCUCACUCAAAACCUUUCAGCAGAGCUCGAAACGCAUUAGCCUUACUCUUCCUGAUCGGUUCAUCCAUCGCCGAUGACGUCAUCGACUCGUCGACGCCUUCAGAAUCCUCUUCCACCGUCGAGCCAGAAGACGUCACGGUGACCCUCGAUGAGAAGCCCCUCGACGUGAGAGCUCUCCUGGAAAUGACGUCAUCUGAAUCUGAUUUCAGGACGACAUCGACAGCGAGCUUCUGGCGAAACUCGGCGUCGCCAAGGACAUGCGAGGCCGGAAGAGAAGUUGGUCAUUUCUUGGGUUGCUCUGAAGUGUUCGCAUUUUCGAGUCGUCCUUUCUAAUUUUGAAGUGCCCGCAUUUUCGAGAUUUUCCCUCCUUAUUGGGUUCUUAAAGUUAGCAUUGGAGUUUGAGCCUUGGAAAACUUGAAAAGAAGCCUGUUUGAAGUCCAUAAUUGCUGAUUUCAAAAGUGACCGCAUUUUCGAGAUUUUUUCUUUCUAGAAGUUCCUUUAGAGUCUUUUACUUUGAAAAAUAUCUGAUCUUACAAGAUUUUUACCGUCUCUUCUAGCUUCUGAAGUUUAUUUUUGCAAUAAUUUUUGAGAUUCACUUUUUUUAUGAUAGCUUAUCACGUCUACGGCUAUCGUUCAUUUAAAAAUGUUCGCAUUUUCGAGAUUUUCAGACAUCUCAAGGUCUUUUCUUUUCAUGGAAUAAUUUUUUCAAAAGUGAUCGCAUUUGCAAGCUUCGAAGUUGAGAACAAGUUCUCAAAACUAGAUUUUUGAAACUGUUCGCAUUUUCGAAACCGUCCGUCCUUUCUGCUUUUUCUGUAGUGUCCACCCUCUGAAUUUUUUUCCAACAUACCGUAACCCUCUCUCCUAGAUCUACCGUAACCACUUGCCGUGUGUUCAGAAAUGCACACAGAGUCUGCUGCAGAUCCGUUCAACAACUUUGGCGGCAGCUACGGAUCCUACGGUGGCGGUGGAUACGGUGGCGGCGGCGGCGGUGGUCCGUUCGGCGGCUUCAACGGCGGUUACGGUGGGUUACUGUAGCUUGAGAAGUCGUCAAUGUAACUUUAGUUCAAGAUUUUUAGGCUUCUUCGAAAGCCUUUGGGUUUUUUGAAAGCUUUUAGGAGUUACUGUAGCAUUUUCAGAAGAUGCAGUAGCCAGUGUUACUGUAGACAUACUUCCUUUUGAGGCCUACUGUAGUUUGCUUAAUUUUAUUCCAUGUUUCAGGCCAAGGCGGCUACGGAGGCGGCGGAAUGGGAGGCGGAGAUGGUGGAUACGGUGGCGGUUACGGUAAUGGCGGCUACGGAGGUGGCGGCUACGGUAACGGCGGCGGCGGUGGUGAUUUUGGCGGCGGCGGCGGUGGCUACGGUGGCUACGGAGGCGGUGGAUACGGUGGAAUGGGAGGAGGACCCGGCGGUUACGGUAAGUAAUAUCGAAGUGACGUCAUCUUUCAAGAAAAAACUUUUAGGAAUGGGCGGCAUGGGCGGAGGUGACUAUGGCGGCUAUGGAGGUGGAAUGGGAGGCGGCGGCGGAGGUUACGGUAACGGAGGCGAUGGAGGCUACGGUGGCGGAUACGGUGGAAUGGGUGAGUUGAUUUUGCCCAGUUAGUUGAGCAGAAGUUCGUUGGUCUACAGCAGGGCUUCACUACUUAGACUUACGGCAUUCACAGUUAAAGUAAUCCUACAGUAGUCUAAGGAUACAGUAAUCCCUUUCCCAUCUCAAAGACUUUUCUGCAGGAGGCGGCGGCGGCAUGGGAGGCGGUGGCUUCGGCGGCGGCGGUUACGGUGGAUACGGUGGCGGAAUGGGAGGCGGCGGCGGUGGUGAUUACGGUGGCGGCUACGGUCCUUCUGGAGGCUACGGUGGCGGCGGUUACGGUAUGGGCGGAGGAGGCGGCGGCGGCGGUGGCUGUCCCAACGGAGAGUGCCGAGGAAAGAAGUAGAAGGUGAGAGGGUUACUGUAGGGGUACUGUAGCUUUCAGCAUUGGGAAAAAAACUUUUAAAGUUCAUACUGAAACUAAAGAAACUGAAAAAUAUUUCCGGCUUACUGUGGAAAGUACUGUAGCUAUAAAAAUAUUCAAUUUAGGAGUUUUAGGAUUACUGUAGAAAACUUUUCGGGUUACUGUAACUCGAAAAAUCUUGAUAAAUUUGAAGUUUCUAUACUAGAUUCCAAGGUCAUUGUAGGAGUUGAAAAACACUCGAUAAAAAUCUUGAACGAUUACUGUGAGAUCUGCACAUGGGUUACGGUAGAAAAUACGAAUUUUCAGGUCCCUUCACUUCCAUCCACAACACACCCCGCUAAUUUAUUGA